Molecule: messenger RNA, 2554 nt
Organism: Sus scrofa (pig)
Lineage: Eukaryota; Metazoa; Chordata; Mammalia; Artiodactyla; Suidae
Gene: ISCA1
Product: iron-sulfur cluster assembly 1
Biological process (GO): iron-sulfur cluster assembly
Cellular component (GO): mitochondrion; cytoplasm
Molecular function (GO): 2 iron, 2 sulfur cluster binding
Source: RefSeq, a predicted model, not a curated record
CGCGCAGGGCGGGGCCUCGGCCACCGUGCGCCGGAGCCUGUGGCGUCAAUGCGCCAGCCGUGUCCAUGGAGAGAGGCUGAGGUGGCCGAGCUCCGGCCCAGGUACCGGGUCGCCGGGACGGCGAAGAUGUCCGCUUCGUUAGUCCGGGCCACUGUCCGGGCUGUGAGCAAGAGGAAGCUGCAGCCCACCCGGGCCGCCCUCACCCUGACACCUUCAGCAGUAAACAAGAUAAAACAACUUCUUAAAGAUAAGCCUGAACACGUAGGUGUGAAAGUUGGUGUCCGAACCAGGGGUUGUAAUGGCCUUUCCUACACUCUAGAAUAUACAAAGACAAAAGGAGACUCUGAUGAAGAAGUUGUUCAAGAUGGAGUCAGAGUGUUCAUCGAGAAGAAAGCACAGCUAACACUUUUAGGAACAGAAAUGGACUAUGUUGAAGACAAAUUAUCCAGCGAGUUUGUGUUCAAUAACCCAAACAUCAAAGGGACAUGUGGCUGUGGAGAAAGCUUUAACAUCUGACUCCUCAGGACUGCUCGGGCCGUUGGCCCCAGGAGAGCUGCGGAUGCUCUGGGGCUUAUUGGAGAAAUCAUGUGACUGUCACGUGCUUAAGGUUUGUAACGUAUGACUGCCUUACAAGGAAAAUAAAGUGAUGCAUUUUGAAGACGAAGCCAGUGUGUUAGAUUCCAGAAAGCUGGGUAUUUGUGUUCUUUUUAGGGGACAGAAAACAAAAUGCUUCGGGGGUGUUUUUUAAGUCCUCCCCUCAAGUCAUUCUUUCUGCAUCCUUUCUGUUAGAAGCAGCUGCAUGACAGUUGCCUUUCUGGGAAGAUUUCAGGAAACAUUCGUCACAGGUGUGCAUUGGUAGUUCUUUUGAGCAGCUUGAAUGUAUAUAUCCCCAAAUGGAUGGCUCUCGAAAUUCAGCGGCAGGAAGUCUUGACCGCUGGUGUGAUGUGAUGGAGCGUGUUUUUCUACUGAAGUGGGCACGGAGUUUCUACUUUUUUAUCCAAAAUUUCAUUGUCAAAUGCCUCCUUUGCAUCACCCUGUAGCAUCCCCAGCCGUUACAUUAAAUCGGACAGAGAGUUCCUUGAACUAUAGUAUAGAAUCCUUCUGAGUGAUGGGAUCAGAAGGUAAAUACUUUCAACCCCCUGUUUUUAAAUCCAUUUCUUUUGCUACCCUGCUCAGACAUGGGGUCUCAGGCUGACUUAGAGCCUUUUUGUUAGAAAGUUUCUUAAAAGCCAUCUGCCCCCCCCCCCAGUACUAUACUUAUUUAGUUCUAUGCCCAGGGAAGCUGAAGGGUUUUUGUCCCAGCCCCCUGGUACUGCAGGCGAGCUAGGGGCAGAGCCAGGACCACCCACAUCUCCCCCCUCUUGGUAGUGACAUGCCAGCUCUUCGUUCUGAGGUGGUCAGUGAAGGUAAACAGGUGAUUUGGCUUCUUUACCUCAUCAACACUUGGAUAAGAGUUCUUUGUAAUUUGGAGAACAUAGUUUUAUUUUAAGUGAGAAGAUUCUUAUUUUAAAACCUAUUUAGGAGUUCCCAUCAUGGCCCGCAGUGGAAAUGAAUGCGACAGGUACCAUGAGGUUGUGGGUUCAAUCCCUGGCCUCGCUCAGUGGCUCAGAUCCCGCAUUGCUGUGGCUGUGGUGUAAGCUGGCAUCUGUAGCUCUGCUUUGGCCUCUAGCCUGGGAACCUCCAUAUGCCGCAGGUGGGGCCCUAAAGGGCAAAGAAAAAAAAUUUUUUUAAUUAAAAAAAUAAUAAGAAGAAAAAAACCACUUAUGUAGGAGUUCCUAUUGUGGCGCAGCAGAAAUAAAUCCAGCUAGGAACCAUGAGGUUGCAGGUUCGAUCCCUGGCCUUGCUUAGUGGGUGGGGAUCCGGCAUUGCCAGGAGCUGUGGUGUAGGUCACAGAAGCAGCUCGGAUCCUGUGUUGCUGUGGUAUAGGCCGGCACCUACAGCUCCAAUUGGACCCCCUAGCCUGGGAACCUGCAUAUGCCACAGGUGAGGCCCUAAAAAAAAAAAACAGAUAAAUAAAACCCAUUUAUGUGAAUUACCAUCUUGUUUCACUCAGAUCAGGGAACAGUAGUUUACCCUAGCAGGGAAGAAGACAUCGUAGCAACCCAGGAUUGUUCUCUUGGAAUGCAGUAGUAAUUGAGAAGCAGAAGAUGGGGUCUUUUCUUGUAAUCCCAAUAGGCAUACACUUUCGGGGUCCUAGUGCUAAAAUUUUUUAAGCCUAGUAUUUAAACCUAAGGUUUUCGUCACCAACUUUUCUUUAACAGUGUUCUUUUUAUCAAGUAGUUGAUUUUCCUGGGUUUGGUAUAUAUUAAGUGUUCUGUGAGAUGACAUACAUGCUUUUUUUGGAAUCCGAGUCUUACGAGUUGAAGCCGAGUUCCUUUCCGUUCACCGUAUUUACUGAAAUACUUGGCACAGAAAUCACCGAAACUUAGAGCAGUAGCUUUAUGUAACUGUUUCAUGAAUUUGUAUUGUUAAUAUAAUUGUCAACCCACUUAAGAUUUGUGCAAUAUUGUAUAUAUGUAGAGGUUGAGUUGUCAUUAAAACAAACAAAAAAGCC